AAGCGUUAUCAUUUACAGUUCCACCAACCCAACAUAAAAGGUUUCUCUACUGUGCGCAGAAAAUAUUCGUUAUUAUCAGAUCAAGCUCUUAAGAGUACGGACGUUUAUAGUGUUAUACGAAAUUUAUUGUGCAAAAGCGUAAAACAUGCCACGACGUGGACGUACUGCGAAUCCUCCACCAAGGACGGUUAGGCGAGCUGUAGCACCCGCUCCAGCUCCAGCCCGGGCCGCACCUGUCCAAGCACAUGCUCCUGCUUCAACACCAAUGGUAGCUCAACCUCAACAACCGUCCCUUAUGGGACAAAUGGCUGCUACUGCUGGAGGUGUAGCAAUUGGUUCUGCUGUUGGUCAUACAAUUGGCCAUGCCGUGACUGGUCUUUUCAGUGGAGGCUCUAAUGAAACUGCUGUUGCACCUGCAAGUGCCGCAGCAUCUGCUCAUGCACAAGAUAUACCAGCUACUAGACCUGCUGGUGGUGCUUGUUCAUGGGAAAUCAAACAGUUCUUGGAAUGUGCUGAAAAUCAAUCUGAUCUUACGUUAUGUGAAGGGUUCAAUGAAGCUCUCCGUCAAUGCAAGGCAUCUCAGAAUUUAGUUUAAAUAUUCCAAAGGCAUAUGAGUAUUAGGAAUAUAGAAAAUCAACAUUAUGUAAACUGAUUAUAUUGUAGAUCUUAAAAAAUUUAGAUCACAUUUAUGAUAAACUUAAUAAAACAACCAUAUUAAUUAUUAUUGAUAUGAUUUAACCAAUAUAUGUGUAUACAAGUAAAAUAAAUGGACUUCUAAUUACAUA
Molecule: messenger RNA, 785 nt
Organism: Eufriesea mexicana
Lineage: Eukaryota; Metazoa; Arthropoda; Insecta; Hymenoptera; Apidae
Product: Coiled-coil-helix-coiled-coil-helix domain containing 2
Exons: 4
Coding region: 146-595 (149 amino acids)
Biological process (GO): mitochondrion organization
Cellular component (GO): nucleus; mitochondrion
Source: RefSeq, a predicted model, not a curated record